GAAGCGGCACCACGCUCUUCCUCACGGCCGGGAAAUCUGAGCCCGGCGCGGAGCCCACGUGGGCUCGGCUGUGCAAGGGUUAAACGCAGCUGCUCGUCCGGGUCUCGGGGGCCUCCCACUCGGCAGGCAGGGUAUGAAUAGCUGCGCUCCCCUCUGCUCGCCGGCACUCUCUGCUUCCCUCCCCGCCUUCCCCUCCUCAUCCUCCCACGAUGGCCAUGCUGAGCGCGGAGAGUUUGGCGGCGCCCAGAGCCCUGGGAGAGGAAUCGCUGCAGAUGUGGGACCUCAACAAGCGCCUGGAGGCCUACCUGGCCCGCGUGAAGUUCCUGGAGGAGGAGAACGAGGUGCUGCGAGCCGAAAUCCAGAGCAGCAAGAGCGGCCGGGCGGGGGAAUCGUGGAGGGCCAAGUACGAGGAGGAGCUGCGAGCGCUGCGGGAUGCGCUGGAUGUCGCCUUCAGGGACAAAUGCACGGCCGAGCUGGCCAGGGACAACCUCUACGAGGAGGUGCAGCAGGUGAGGAGCAGGUGCCAGAAGGAGCAGGCAGCCCGAGAAGCAGCCAAGAAGGAGCUGUCCUUGAGCAGGAAGGAGCUGGAGGAGGAGAGGAGAGCGCAGAUCUGGCUCAAGGAGAGAGCGGCGCAGCUGGAGAAGGAGGUGCAAGCCCUGCUGGAGGUGCACGAGGAGGAGAAAGCGGGGCUGGACCAGGAGAUCGCCACUUUCUCGCACAGCCUGGAGAGUUUCCGCUGUGCCCCCGUGGCCCUGCAGCCCGUGGAGGUGGAGGAUUACUCCAAGAGGCUCUCGGAGAUCUGGAAAGGGGCGGUGGAGACCUACAAGGCAGAGGUGGCUCAGCUGGAAGGUUCCCUGUGCCAGGCCAAGGAGAACCUGUGGAAGGCGGUGGAGGACAACCAGCAGAGCCAGCUGCAGCUGCAGCACCUGGAGAAGGACCUGGCGGGGCUCAAAGCUCGCAAGGAGAUGCUGGAGGAGAGCCUGGCCCGGCAGUGGCAGGAGCAGCGCGGGGAGGCGGAAAAGUUCCAGCUGGCCAUGGAGGCCCUGGAGCAGGAGCAGCAGAGCCUGCGGGCGCAGAUCGCGCGGGUGCUGGAGGACAGGCAGCAGCUGAUGCACCUCAAGAUGUCCCUGAGCCUGGAAGUGGCGACCUACAGGACCCUGCUGGAAGCCGAGAGCAGCCGCCUGCAGGUGCCCGCCGGGGAAUUCAGGGUGACAAACGGGCUGAGAGAUCUCAAACUGGAGCUGGGCAGCAGCAAAGCAUCGCCAGCGAGCCCCGAGGCCAGGCGGGUGCUGCCCUGCACCCCCUUGCCCAGGGUGACCAAACACCCCCAAAGUGCCACCCUGACACCCCAAAGCGCCAGGGAGCUCCAGAAAAUCACCCCAGCCCUCCGUGGCAGUGCCGCCAGCAGGGUUGGGGGGCUGGGGGCUCUCCCACCCAGCCCGCCCCAGGCAGGCAGAGCCUCCCUCGCCCUCUCCCCCGAGCAGGAGAGCUGUGGGGUGGAAGGCCCAGCCUGGCCAGGAGGAGAUGAGGCAGCAAUGAGCCCAGGGAUGGAGUGUGCCCUGCCCAGAGCCUCUGGGGACAGUGGCAGUGCCAGCCUGCAGCCCCUGGGAGAUGCCCACAGACUGCAGUACCCGGCCCAGCUGGUCAGCGAGGCGCUGGAGGACGCCCUCAAGGAGAUGGGAGAUGAUGCCCAGCCCCAAGAGGAGCCCACGCCCAGCUCCACGUGGGAUGUCCGUGCUCCCAGCCCCGUUUUCCCCACCAAGGCUGUGCCAGAGGGGCCUGGGGAAGGGCAGGAGGGAUGUGAGGAUGAGGAGAAGGUUGGGGAGGUGAUGCUCCAGGGGCUGGCGAAGGAGAGCAGCACCCUGCAGGACACAGCUCCAUCCCCACCAAGCGUGGACCCUCCCUUGGGGAGCCAGGAAGAUCUGGGAGCAUGGGAGGAAGAGGAAGAGGAGGAAGAGGAGGAAGAGGUCCCUGCUGUGCUGAGCCCAAGGGAUGCAGAAAUGGAGGCCCAGGAAGGGGAUGAGGACCUGCCUGGGCAGCCAGAGAGCAGCUGGGAAAAGCCAGAGGAGCAAAGGACACAAACCCCCAGCACGGAGCCUUCACACCCCUCCGAGGAUGAGGAGGAGGAGCAGGGAGAUGUCCAGCAGGAAGGAACAGAUGGGCAAGAGGAGAAAUGUCCCCACAGAGAAGUGGAGAAAUGUCCCCACAGAGAAGUGGAGAAAUGUCCCCACAGAGAAGUGGAGAAAUGUCCCCACAGAGAAGUGGAGAAAUGUCCCCACAGAGAAGUGGAAGCUGCUGGUGCUGUCCUCGUUCAAAGCCACCAGGCUCUGCCCACAGAAGGUCACCUGGAGCAGGACUUUGCUGAUGCGGGGCAGGAAAGGGCUGAGCAGCACAAAAUGCCCAGGUGUGAGGUGGACCUGGCUGCAGAGCAGGGAAGGGAGCAGGAGCUGUGCCCGGAGCAGGAGCCCUCGGGUGCCCCUGAGGCCAUCCCAGCAGAGGAGCCUCCCACGGGAGCUGGAGGAGAUGCUGGGGCAGGGGAGGGGGAGAAGGCAGAGGCCAGCAGGGAGCUGCUGGGAGAGGAGGAUCACGGGGUGGGACAGGACCCCAUGGCAGGAGAAGACCUUGGGGCAGGAGAAGGCUCUGAGGCAGGAGAAGAUCUUGGGGCAGGAGACCAUGAGGCAGGAGAAGAUCUUGGAGCAGAAUAUCUUGGGGCAGGAGAAGGCUCUGGGACAGGAGAAGAUCUUGGGGCAGGAGAAGACCGUGGAGCAGGAGAAGAUCUUGGGGCAGGAGAAGAUCUUGGGGCAGGAGAAGGCUCCAAGUUAGGAGAAUGCUCUGAGGCAGGAGAAGAUCUUGGGGCAGAAUUUCUUGGGGCAGGAGAAGAUCUUGGGGAAGGAGAAGGUUCCAAGUUAGGAGAAGACCAUGGGGCAGGAGACCAUGAGGUAGGAGAAGAUCUUGAGGCAGAAUAUCUUGGGGCAGGAGAAGACUCUGGGACAGGAGAAGAUUUUGGGGCAGGAGAAGUUCUUGGGGCAGAAGAUCUUGGGGCAGGAGAAGGCUCUGAGGCAGAAGUUCUUGGGGCAGGAGACCAUGAGGCACGAGAAGACUCCAAGCCAGGAGAAGAGCAUGGGGUAGGAGAAGAUCUUGGGGCAGGAGAAGGCUCCAGGUUAGGAGAAUGCUCUGAGGCAGGAGAAGAUCUCGGGGCAGAAUUUCUUGGGGCAGGAGAAGAUCUUGGGGCAGGAGAAGGCUCCAAGAUAGGAGAAGACCAUGGGGCAGGAGAAGACCAUGGGGCAGGAGACCAUGAGGCAGGAGAAGAUCUUGGGGCAGAAUUUCUUGGGGCAGGAGAAGAUCUUGGGGAAGGAGAAGGUUCCAAGUUAGGAGAAGACCGUGGGGCAGGAGAAGACCAUGGGGCAGGAGAAGACCAUGGGGCAGGAGAGGCAGGUGAGACCCUGGAGGGGGACAGCAGAGCCCCAGAGGAGCCUGAGGAGCUGCAGGAAGGAGAGGAGGAGGAACAGGAGGGGCUGGAGCCAGCAGAGGAGCCCUGGGCACAGGAGGGUGACCAUGGCAGUGCCCAAGAGCCCUGGGAGGUGACAGCAGGGGACACGGAGGGACCAGGACAGCCAGCCUGGGCGGGUGCCACGCUGGAAAGGGAGCAGAGAGGUGGCACAGGGCCAGCAGAGCUGGAGGAGGCCCAGGAGGAUGACGAAGGAGAUGCCAGGAGGCAGGAGAUGAGGCAGCAGCAGGCGCUGGCACAGGCUGAGCUGGCACAGCUGGGCAGCGUGGCACAGCCUGUGCCAACCUCUCCUGGUGCCCCUGGGCACAGCCAGGAGCUGGCAGAGGCUCCAGGGGAGCUGGGGCAGGUGCCAGGUGCCAGCACUGAGUGGGCAUUAGAGGGGACCCCCAGAGACACGGAGCUGGCAGAGCUGGAGGGCUCAGAGCUGGUGGCACCUGGGCAGGUGCCAGGUGAGAACAGCGAGUGGGCAUUGGAGGAAGCCACCAGAGAUCCAGAGCUGGUGGCACUGGGGCAAGUGCCAGGUGCCAGCGCUGAGUGGGCAUUAGAGGAGACCCCCAGAGACACAGAGCCCCCAGAAUUGGAGAGCUCAGGGCUGGUGGCACCGGGGCAAAUGCCAGGUGAGUGGGCAUUGGAGGAAACCACCAGAGACACAGAACCCCCAGAAUUGGAGAGCUCAGGGCUGGUGGCACCGGGACAGGUGCCAGGUGCCAGUGCUGAGUGGGCACUGGAGGAAACCCCCAGAGACACAGAACCCACACAACUGGAGAGCUCAGGGCUGGUGCCAGGUGAGUGGGCAUUAGAGGAGACCCCCAGAGACACAGAACCCACACAACUGGAGAGCUCAGAGCUGGUGGCACCUGGGCAGGUGCCAGGUGAGAACAAUGAGUGGGCACUGGAGGAGACCCCCAGAGACACAGAACCCCCAGAAUUGGAGAGCUCAGGGCUGGUGGCACCGGGGCAGGUGCCAGGUGAGUGGGCACUGGAGGAGACCCCAAGGAGCCCAGAGCUGGCAGUGGGCACGGGCAGGAGGGUGGAGCUGGAGGACACCCUGCCCGACAGCACCCCCCUGCACCUCUACCAGCAGGAGAUGCCAAUGGGCACACCCAGCCCAGACCCUCCAGAGGGCAAGGACACCACGGGCACAGCUCCUGUGUGUGCCACAGCCCAGCAGGGCCAAGGGAGGCACCGGCCACCAGCUGCCAGCGCGCCAGAGGAGGAGGAAGAGGAGGGUGAUGAAGAGGAGGAAGGCUAUUUCAUGGUCUCUGCUCCCGGCCAAGAGGUGUCCAGCUCAGAGGAAGCCGAGAUCCCGGAGGACUUUGAAGAAAUUCAAGUGGACACAGCUGAAGGCGGCCAAGAUGGUCUGGGGGCUCCUGGGGAAGCAUCUGCAGGGCCAGAGGAGGGCACAGAGCACCUGGAGCUGCUGGCUGCAGGAGCAGAUGAGGGUAUGGAGGUGCCCACUGAGGUGCCCGAGGAUGAGGAGGGCACUGCUGAGCUGGAGGAAGGCCCAGAAGAAGAUCCAAACUGCCUUGGGGUGGUGAGACCAUCAUCAGGAGGUUCUGGUGAGCCAACCCAGGGUGCCACAGGCUCUGCAGAAGAGCACCCAGAAGAUCCACAUGAGGAGCUCCACAGCACAGCUGAGCUGGAGGAAGGCCCAGAAGAAGACCCCAGCUCUGUGGGGAUGGUGGAACCAUCAUCAGGAGGUUCUGGAGAGCCAACCCAGGGUGCCACAGGCUCUGCAGAAGAGCACCCAGAACAUCUGGCUGCUGAUCUAGAUGAUGGUAUGGAGGUGCCCACUGAGGAACCUGAGGUGCCCGAGGAUGAGGAGGGCACUGCUGAGCUGGAGGAAGGCCCAGAAGAAGACCCCAGCUGCUUUGGGGUGGUGGGACCAUCAUCAGGAGGUUCUGGUGAGCCAACAGCGUGGCAGGGACCAGAGCACCAAGAAGAUCCACAUGAGGAGCUCCACAGCACAGCUGAGCUGGAGGAAGGCCCAGAAGAAGAUCCAAACUGCUUUGGGGUGGUGGGACCAUCAUCACGAGGUUCUGGUGAGCCAACAGCGUGGCAGGGACCAGAGCACCCAGAAGAUCCACAUGAGGAGCUCCACAGCGCAGCUGAGCUGGAAGGGGAUGCCAGGACCCCGGGGCUGGCAGGGCAGGAGCAGGAGGAAGAUGAGGAUGAGGAUGAGCCCAGCACGGCUCCCCACGACCCGAGCAAGGCCAGAGCAGAGCUCCAGGCCCAGGCAGGGCCUGGUGGAGCAGAGCAGCCCCUGGAGGAGCAGCCGGGCACGGAGGAGGAGGGAGCCCUGGGCAGCAGCGGGAGCCUGGGGCAGGGAGGUUCUCCAGAGGUGACCCCAGACAUCCCUGACACAGCCCAGCUGCCCGUGGACAUCGUGGAAGCCUCGGGGAUUCUGGAGAUCGUUGAGCAGGCGCUGGAGCUCAACCAGGAGCUGAUGGGGGAGAGGCUGGCAGAGGCUGGGCAGGGUCCUGGCACGAGAGAGCUGUCCUGGGAUGGAGGAGAACGCCCUGAACCCUCCUGGGAUGGAGGAGAACGCUCUGAACCCUCCUGGGAUGGAGGAGAACGCCCUGAGCCCUCCUGGGAUGGAGGAGAACGCCCUGAACCAUCCCGGGAUGGAGGAGAACGCCCUGAACCAUCCCGGGAUGCAGAAGAAGACCCUGAGGUGUCCUGGGAUGCAGAAGAAGACUCCAAACUCUCCCGGGAUGCAGAAGAAGGCUCUCAGCUCUCCCGGGAUGCAGAGGAAGGCUCCAAACUCUCCCAGGAUGCAGAGGAAGACUCUGAGCUCUACCAGGGUGAAGGAGAACACCCCAAGCUCUCCCAGGAUGCAGAAGAAGACUCUCAGCUCUCCCAGGAUGCAGAGGAACACCCCGAGUUCUCACAGGAUGCAGAGGAACACCCCGAGCUCCCCUGGGAUGCAGAAGAAGACUCCAAACUCUCUCAAGAUGCAGAGGAAGACCCCGAGAUGUCCCGAGAUGAGGAGGAAGGCUCAGAGCUGUCCCGGGAUGCAGGAAAACACCCCGAGCUGUCCCGGGAUGCAGAAGAAGGCUCCAAACUCUCCCGGCAUGCAGAGGAACACCCCAAACUCCCCAGGGAUGCAGAGGAAGACCCCGAGUUCUCCCAGGAUGCAGAGGAACACCCCAAACUGCCCCGGGAUGCAGAAGAAGGCUCCAAACUCCCCCGAGAUGCAGAGGAACACCCCGAGCUCCCCCAGGACGCAGAGGAACACCCCAAACUCCCCCGGGAUGCAGAGGAAGACCCCGAGCUGUCCCGGCAUGAGGAGGAAGGCUCCUCCUUGUCCUCCUCCAGCGAGGAGGAGCCCACGGUGCAGGAGGCCCCGGAGGGCGAGCCCCGGGCUCACAACGGGCUGCCCAGCCCGGAGGAGCUGCCCGAGUUCACCGAGGAGCUGCUGAACGGCACCUCCAGCACGGCCCCGGCGCAGGAAACACCCUGGGAGCCCUCGGGGGUGGUGCCAGCGCAGAUAGCCAGCCCUGGGGAUGGCAGUGCCACCAAGCCUCAGGGGGAUGGCAGCCUCAGGGGGAAGCAGCUGAGCCCCGUGUCCCCUGUUCUGGGUGAGGGUGUCCUGAGCCUCGCAGCCCAGCAGCAGCCCUGCUCCUCAGGGGACGAGUGACAGAACCUUCUGGUGGCCCCUUCCUGCCAGGACCCCGUUGUUCCCCCUCAUCCCACCCCUUAUCCCCGUCUCCCCGUGGGUUUUUCACGUGUUUGUGUGGAAUUUUUGCGCCCCUUUAUCAGAGUGAAGAACCGCCAAGUUUUGUUGUCUCACAGCCCACCCAAAUUCUCACGUUUGCUCUGGGAUCCUUGCUUCGUUUUGAGUUUCCUCCUGGGUGGGUUGCCUGCAGGAACCCACCUGCUAUUUAAUUUAAACUCAGUGUUUCCCCAUUCCCUGCAGGAUUCCCUCUCCAAUUCCUCCAGGACGUCCAGCUGGACCUUAGGGACUCCACCAAACUCCCAAACUGCACCCUGGCACUCAGCAUUUUGGGGUACAUCACCCCAGGCUGACCCUGGGUUUUUUACAUGUUUGUGUGGAUUUUUUGCCUUUUCACCCUUUUUCAGCGUGAAGAACCACCAAGUUCUGUUGCACCCUCACGGCCCACCCAAAUUCUCACGUUUGCUCUGGGAUCCUUGCUUCAUUUUGAGUUUCCUCCUGGGUGGGUUGCUGUGCUGUAUUUAAUUUAAACUCUGUGUUUCCUCAUUCCCUGCAAGAUUCCCUCUCCAAUUCCUCCAGGAUGUCCAGCUGGACCUUAGGGACCCCCCCAAACUCCCAAACUGCACCCUGGGACUCGGCAUUUUGGGCUACAUCACCCCAGGCUCGCCAGCCCGACCCUGGGGGCUGAGCCACGCUGGAUGUACCCAAAAUUAAUUUAAUAAAGCCUCAUCCUCCCCUCA
Messenger RNA from Melospiza melodia melodia, 7924 nucleotides. RefSeq names its product nestin (gene NES). Bases 210 to 7148 code for a protein of 2312 amino acids. The transcript has 4 exons. Lineage: Eukaryota; Metazoa; Chordata; Aves; Passeriformes; Passerellidae. Gene Ontology annotation, biological process: positive regulation of intermediate filament depolymerization. Gene Ontology annotation, molecular function: intermediate filament binding; CCR5 chemokine receptor binding. The record is from RefSeq and is a predicted model, not a curated record. Gene Ontology annotation, cellular component: intermediate filament.